AUGGGAGAGCAGCAGCCCCAACCCCCCACAAUGGGCCCCCCUUCCCAGCCUCGCUCCACUAUGCCGAUGCUCUACUACGGCCUCGUGGUGGUGGGCACGGCUGCCGUUGUCCUCGCACUUUACAACCUCAUCAUCGUGCGGUGGUGCGCACAGGUGGCCAACCCCCGGCACAGACCCCGGCGCCCAUCGCACUCGUACGUGCUCAGCUCCGUAUCGAGCUUCAAGUACAAGAGGGAAGGCGCGGGGGAUGGCCCCGAGUGCGUCGUGUGCCUGUCGGCUUUCGAGGAAGGCGAGGAGUUGAGGCGUCUCCCAAAGUGCAACCACUCCUUCCACGCUCCCUGCAUCGAUAUGUGGCUCUAUACUCACAUGGACUGUCCCCUUUGCCGUUCUCAAGUCGAGCCCGAGCAUCCUCGACAAGGCCUGCUGCCUCGCCCCACCGUGUAA
Messenger RNA from Striga hermonthica, 444 nucleotides. The record is from the annotation of a GenBank genome assembly. NCBI's taxonomy places the organism in Eukaryota, Viridiplantae, Streptophyta, Magnoliopsida, Lamiales, Orobanchaceae.